UAAUGAUUGUUUAGAGUAUUUCAGCUUCACAAAUGGCAGUUUCAUUUUGUUGGGACCUAAAAGGCAAGCAAAUCGUCUAAACGUAAUGUUUACAAACCAUUAGAAUCCUUCUAAAAAUUCAUAGAAAUUAGUGAACAAAAUUACGACUUAACUAUGAUGCAAGUAAAAGGAGAAGAUUUAAUAAACAAAAAACAUGUCGAGAAGGUUAUGAAGCUGAUGCAUACAAUUUACAAAUAUAAAUACUUCUUUAGCAUCAAAGGUUUCUUUUCGCAAUGUUUAGAUGACUUAAUGAAAGAGAUUGAUCUAGCUGUUCAAGAAUGUAUAGCUCGAAAUUCUGACAGAACUGUAAAAAUAGCUGAAAUAAAUCUUGGAAGUAAUGACAUUGCUAUUUGCCCAGAAGAACAAGAUGAAGUAAUCGAAUUAUUAACUAGAACGCAUAAAGAAAGGCGAAACUUCCUCGGUCACUUUCCCAUUUGGAAAGCUUACCGAUUAGAAACUGUAAAGUGCUUGCGUGAAAUUGCUGACGAACUGCGGAAAGUUGAAGAACAUAAGAAUAGCCUGAAUUUAGUGGCAAGUUUAUCUGGAUUAGGUGCAGGCUUGAUUAAAGUAGCAAAAACGAUGAAAGAGUACGUUACUGUGCCUGAAUACGUAGAAAAAGCUGCACCUUUACUUUCUGCAGUCAAUGGAGUUAUAAGGGGAUACACAUGUGUCACACAUGAAGUCAAUCUCGAACAACUCACAAAGAGAUCGGAAAAAGUUAUCAAGGACGAUAAAAGACAAUUCGAAGUAAUGAUGCGUUGGUUCGAUUAUAAUGUCAAACUCAUGGACGCUGUCAAAUCAGCAAUUGGUAUAAAACUAUAUGAAUUUGUUUUCGUUAAGCUCAAAAGAGUUUAUGAUGAAACUAGGUCCUCCAACCAACCUAAUGGAGAAAAUUGGAAAAAGCUUUUUGACACCAUGGUUGAGUUUUUGGUGAAAGAAGGUCACAGUGUUAGUUUGGCUGUUCCAUUAGCAGCAGUUUCACUGAAGUUGUUUAUCUUGUUUUCAUCAGCUUUGUUGUCUCUCGAUUGGCCAGGAGCAGCGCUAUAUGUUUCUCGAACAGCAAGUAUUGCAAAAACUGUGGUAUAUGGUGCUCAUGCUGCUCUAGCUGCCAAUGAAGUUUUAAACGCAAAAGGCGAAUGCAAUAGUAAUGUGGGUUCUUAUGCUGGAAUAAUUUUAGACUUAGGACCAGCCAUUAUUGAUUUUUCAGGUUUGGUAAAGGGUGAUGCAACUGGUGAACAAGCAGCAAAUAUAAUCAAAAUUGCAGACACUAUCGAAGGAGAAAUAUCCAGAAUCGAGCACGUGUUCACAACACUUAAUUCAGAAUAAAAAAAUUAGUGAAAAUAACAUGAGGAGGAACUUGAUAUGUAAAUUCUUCUGAAGAUUGAACCAAUUAAACUAUUCCUAAAGCCCAGAGGAUACUAUUGUACAGAAAGCUUUCAAUAUUGGGGAUAUACUAUAAGCGCUACUUGAAAAAUUUAUAUAUAUAUAUAUAUAUAUAUAUAAGUUACAUAGAAACAAGGAAAACUUAAACUAUUACAAACAAACUAAACAAACCAACACUUAAACUAUUAUUUUUUGUAGAUAAUGUGAACCAACUUUAAGUAGCAUUUUUACACAGCAGUCUAUAGUUUGUUAUUAGUCCGCAAUAUAUUGUUCUUUUAACCUUCCAGAAGGCGUGCUUUUAUGUAUAUUAAUAGUAUAUAUACAUCUACAUUAUUUUCAAUAGUGAAAUUUUGAGAGCAUAAAUAUUAAAAUUGUAAAAGGAAAUAUUAAAAUCAUAAGGCUUAAGGCAGCUUAAGCUUCAUGAUUUUAAUAUUUUCUUUUACUAUUACCUUAAGCUAAGCUUAAGCUUAAACCACUACAAUUCAGUCAGAAAGAAUGUCAUCUUGAUUAAAAAUACAAAAUGAAAUUCGUCUCUAAUAUAUCUCUCACAUACGCACGUUAGCUGAAAGGUUAACAGUAUUAUGAAAUUUUGAAAUAUCU
Parasteatoda tepidariorum (common house spider) is the source of this 2022-nucleotide messenger RNA. RefSeq lists its product as uncharacterized. The record is from RefSeq and is a predicted model, not a curated record. NCBI's taxonomy places the organism in Eukaryota, Metazoa, Arthropoda, Arachnida, Araneae, Theridiidae.